Molecule: messenger RNA, 414 nt
Organism: Purpureocillium lilacinum
Lineage: Eukaryota; Fungi; Ascomycota; Sordariomycetes; Hypocreales; Ophiocordycipitaceae
Source: RefSeq, a predicted model, not a curated record
AUGCUGACCGGUCAGGGCGUGCGGUUUUGCUGCAUCUGGCAGCUGCCACGGCGAGCGAGGCCGCGAUCGUCGCCAUGCGAAACGGCGGGACGAGACACGGGAGGACGAAUGCUCGGCGACUUGACGCUGCGAGGCAGGUCGACCGCAAAAGGCAGCCCGGGGGUCGCAGCGCUGGAUGGCUGGCACUGGCAACCACGAAGGCAGGCUGGCCCGUGCCACCGACCCCGCCGCGGUGGGCUCCUGGUGCUUGUUCUAGAAGGAUGUCUGACUGGCUUGGCUUCGAGUGCCGCCGCGCGGGCGGGUCGGCGUCGCAUGGCGAGUGGUGCUGGCGAGCAGGGAGCAGGGCGCAGGGAGGAGGAGACGCGCUGGGGCCAGCCGGAGAGGCGCGGGCUUGGAGGGUGGAUGGGCGGAUAA